AUGCUUGAAGACGGUUGUGUGGCCCAGGUGAUGCUGCUAAUUCAGGACCGGAAGAAAGACAAGACGGUGCAAAAGGCGUCCAUCUUCCUUGCGAUGGAUGUGGGGUUGUUGGAAAUCCCUGCCGAGCUGUCAGCAAGGUUUCGCAGGGCAGCAGGGCAUCGACAUGCAGCAAUAGUGACAGAGGUUGCACCUCCGCAAGUAAAGGCAACACACAACCUCACUCUGCCUCAAGAUGUAGACAGAUACCCAUUCUCUCACUAUGCCAAGUCCAUACUGAAGGAUACAUGGUGCCAACCUCAGGGAACCCCUAUCCAAAGAGCGCUCACCCCUCUUGAACCAGACGAUGCCCGCACUGCACUGGAAGUUUAUAAACUGAUCAUGCGGUUCACAGGUGAGACAGACCUCAGUGACUCGCAGGAGCAGAUUUUGGGAAACUACAUAAUUGAGAAAGGCCAGAACCAACCUGCCUUAAGGGAUGAGAUCCUGGCCCAGUUGGCUUACCACACAUGGGGUCUGAGUGAAGAGCAGCGUAGCCUGCAAGGCUGGUUGCUUCUGGCCUGCUGCCUCUGUGCCUUCACUCCAUCACCAGUACUGGAAAAACCCCUGCUAAAGUAUGUAUCUGACCACGGACCCAUGGAGUACCGUUCACUGUGCCAACACAAACAGCUCAUAUCUAUGCAGCUCCCAGCCCCCACUUCCCGUAUUUAUCCCCCAACUCAGCUGGAAUGGAUCACCAACAAAAGGAAAGGCAGAAUGCUCCUGGAUGUAUGUACAUUCAACGAAGAGAAGCUCACAACUGAAGUGGAGUCCUGGACCACAGGAGAAAAGCUCGCCUCAUGGCUUCUCCAUGCCAGAGGUGUGGUCGAGGCAACAGAGGGAUGGUCUGUGUCUCUUCUGACUGACGACGGGUGGUCUGAUUUGGCUGGAUCAGACUUUGUCAUGGAUCUGCUGGCUGGCGCUGAGGCAGAAGUACUGCCACCAGGCACACCCUCGUCAACCAAUUCUGAUUACCUAUUCAGUGGACUGGAUGACCGGACACCAGUUACGGAUCUUGAUGACUUUAUUCCGCCAGCACCUACCAUUGAAGCUCCAGGAGUACCUCAUCUUCCGGGAAACCUCUGGGAAAGAGACUCUCCACAGGAAGGCCGUCAUCGGCAGAUGGAUGCAUAUGUUGAUGACUUGUUUGACCUGGACCAACGACGAUUGGACAUGGAAAGAGUAGCUGUCCUAAACCGCAGGAUGAGAGGUGCAGGAGGCAUUGGACCCAUGCAGCCUGGUUCAUAUAUUUCUGGUAUGCCUACAUUAAUGUCAGGCUAUCCUAUGGGACUGUCAGUCAGCCCAUCAAUGCAAAGCUAUGGUACAACCCCCAUGAUCCCACCUAUGACAGCCAUGCCCACCAUGCCAGCCAUGAUGAUGCCUCAGGCUCCUGGUCCCUCAAUCCCUGACCCCAUGCAGCUGGCAGCAACACAGCAAGCCCUGAUCAACCAGCAGGCUCUGUUUAUGGCCCAGCAGAUGACUAUGCAGGCAAUGACUCUGUCCCAGCAGCAGACAGAAGAUCAGCAGAGGUUGAGGAAACAGGAGAGGAGGCAGGAAGAGCGGCAGAGACGCACACUCACUUCUUCCCCUCAAUCUCAACCUGCAGACAAUCGUAAUGAACUUUUGCCAACGCCACAACGAGAAGUGAAUUUACGUAAUCAAGAGGACCUGCAGUCAUUUAGAGAUAAAAGGCAGUACUUCCACAAAAUUGAAAAGGGGAUCCCUAUUCCUGCAAGCAAAACAGAAAGUCCAACCACAGCUCCACUCUCUGAACCAACCUCCAACAUUCGGGAAAUCAUCAAAAUGUUCAACAGUCGACCUCCACCAGAACCCAAACACUUUGAACCUGUCAGAGCUCCUGCAAGGCAGUUUGUGAAGAAGGUAGAUCCCAAACAGGAAGCUCUCGCCAAGCUCAGACACAAAGCACCACAAUAUCCUCCACACACUCCAUCCCCACAAUCUUCUCCUCCCGCCACCAUGGGCCCUCGUCUCAUCUCCAAUAACAUGAGGCAGAAGCAGCGCCCCCUGGAAGAUUUGUUUGGCUCACAGUGCUAUAAACACAUUUUAACGUCUCCCCCUGAGCCCCCCCCACCUCCUGCACUUCACAUCCCUGACCCACCAACCAUGGUUGCACCAUCUCUUAGUAUGAUGCCAGAGGAUGAGAGCUGUCACUCUCAACUUUCUCAUUAUUCUCCUGGUGUUUACUUCUCUUACAACGUAAUGCCAGGAAAACUGUUCCUGCGCAAAGAGGUGUUUUACCCCAAAGACAUGUUCAACCAACCCUACAUACUCAAUCUUUUAUAUGAACAGAUCAUGAGGGACACUUACUCUGAAAACUGUGUGAGAAUAAACAGAGAGGAAAUAAGGAAGAUGAAAGAUCUGCUAGCUAAUCUUAAACUGGGAACGAUGAGCACCAUCCCGGAUGACAACAUGAAAAAAAGGAUUGUCAUCGCUGCUCGGGACAACUGGGAAAACUACUUUUCACGCCUAUUUCCCAUUAAGUCAGACAGUGGUGAUGCUCAAAUUUUGGGUGUGUGUCAUCGUGGAUUUCGCCUCCUGAGGAUGGUUGCUGCAUCGGGCAUCGUUCCAAAACAUCUCCGUCUACUUCGAAGCUACAGUUUUGCAGAGUUGCUGUCAGUUGAACUCUGCGGUACAAACCAAGUGCAACUGGAGCUGAUGAAUGAAAACCUACAGCUGCACUCAUCCAGAGCGCCUCAAAUAAUUGCCAUGGUUCAGUUCUUCCUCAAAGAGCUCGUGAAGAACUCUGGCCACAUGGUUGCCCUGAAGAGUUUUGUAACAGAUGACAAGAGCCUGCUCAGCUUCAGCAAAGGUGAUGUUAUCAAAUUGCUACCAAUGGAGGGACUCCAAACAGGUUGGUGUUUUGGCACAAUGGGAGGACGCUCUGGUCUUUUCCCAGAGGAUCUAACCCAGCCAUCUGCUGCUUUGGACUACCAUUAUCUCCAGUUGGAUCGAAGAGAUGAUCGGUGGAAAAGCACGAGAGGUGCAAGAACUUCCAGUAAACAAAAGAGGCCAAACAGUGAUUCAGACAGGCAAAGAAAGGUCUCAUCAAGGAGAUCAGUGCAGAUGUCCAUCCAGGGGUCGAUUCAAGAUGGAGAGCUCCAGAUGUCAGCAAUGGCUGAGUUUGCCAUGAAAUUCUUUAGACUGGAAAAUGAAGGCUGGAAAUCAAGUGUCAGGACCUUUUCUGAGGCAGUUCAAUUUACAGAGGUGCCCAUUAAAGAGUCCCUAAUUCUCUACAAUGAUCCCAGCAGCAAUGAUUUAUCAGUCCAGUGCUUUCGAAACGUGAUGCAGAUUAUGGGUGAUACAGCCAUGAAAAAGCAUACCACCCAAACAGACUGUCUGAACCACAUCUUGCUGCUCGGGAAGGAAAGGGAACUGCUGAGAGAUGAAAUCUACUGUCAGGUUAUCAAGCAAACCACGAACAACCAUACUAAAUCCAGCUGCAAUCUAGGCUGGCGUCUAUUCAACCUGAUUGCUGGGUUCUUCCCCUGUUCUAGUCAUCUAAAGCCCUAUGUUACACGCCACCUCCAUGACAUCGUAACGGACCAAAAAAACCUUUACCGAGAGCUGGCAUCUGUGUGUCAGGAUAACCUUCAGCGAUCCCUCAGUUUUGGUGGUCGCCGUAACAUCCCUUCACAUAUUGAGCUGGAGUCCAUCCUGGCUGGCAAAUCCUCACAACUCAUUUCCAUCCAGCUGCCAGGACAGGUGGAAUUCCCUAUCAAGAUACAUAGCUUCAUUAUUGCUGCUGAUGUGGUAAACAAUUUCUGCAAAGAAAUGAGUAUCUCAAAUCUCUCCGAAAUGCGAGAAUUCUCUAUCUUCGCCAAAAGACAGCAAGAUGGAGUGGUGCGCCAUAUUCAUUCCAAUGAGUACCUGAUGGACUUUUUGCUGGAUGAUGGCUCCAUUUUCUUGUCAUUAAGAAGAGUGAUGUGGCGAAACCCUCUGUGUUUCAACAAUGAUUUAUAUGUGGAUUUUCACUACCAACAGAUCCAGGUUGACUACUUGAAUGGGCUGAUCCAGCUCACUGCUGCUGCAAAUGGGUCAUCAUCAAUCCACCAGAUUGCAGAGCUGUCAGUCCUGCAGCACCUGUCCCAGGAACACAAAAAACAGCUCUCACUGUUGGAAAUAAAGAAAUACUUGCCUGCUCAGGAGCGGGAGAACACUAAUCUGGAUGAGAUCCACUCUUUCUGUUUGAGCAAGAUUGCAGCCAUGAAGUCUCUCAACCCCCUCGAUGCCAAAAUACAAUUCAUUGUGUUUCUGAGUGGCCAACAUCUGUUUGGCUCCAACAAUUACUUGGCCCAGAAAGUCAGCCGGCGUGGAUGUCCUUCCCCCUGCAUGAUCAGUGUCAACCAUGAUGGAGUGCUAUUUCUUCAUCCUAAAACACAGGAGAAAGUGUUUCAAAUUCCUCUCAUAGAUGUUCAGUCCAUGCGCACUGUGCGACCCAAAAAUGCACGAAAGCUGCCAUCGAUGGACAUCAGUUAUGGCAAACUGAAUCAGCCUCAAAAGAUAACAAUUCAUAUCAAACAGGCCAAGGAGCUAUGCCACAUCCUUGCUAUGAUAAUGGAAGAGUUGAUCCAUCCAUCAGUGAGCAGCUCCAUCUGA
Molecule: messenger RNA, 4653 nt
Organism: Phycodurus eques (leafy seadragon)
Lineage: Eukaryota; Metazoa; Chordata; Actinopteri; Syngnathiformes; Syngnathidae
Gene: myo15b
Product: myosin XVB
Exons: 43
Coding region: 1-4653 (1550 amino acids)
Cellular component (GO): cytoskeleton
Molecular function (GO): protein binding
Source: RefSeq, a predicted model, not a curated record